GCAAGAAAACUCUUGCUAAAAUAGUGUGAAAAGCUCAUGCGGUGCUGGCACGCCGCUAGCCAUAUAACAGUACUCUGGACCAUAAUGUGGAAUGUAUUUGUGGUGGUCAGUUUUGAGUUUUGUUUCUUGUCCUGCUUCAACCGGAGUGCAAUAAAGCGUAUUCAUAAAUUUAAAUUGUGAAAUUUCAGAAAAGGCACUUGAAUUUUAUUUGACUCCUAACGAAAUAUCUUCCGAUAUAUAUAAUUAAUGAAACUAAAAUAAAUUUUUAUCAGUAUUAAUAAAAUUUUAGUUUUUAAAGAAUAAAACUCACACAUAUAAUAUAUAUAUAUAUAUUAUUUUAAAGUUAGGUUCUACUAUCUCUGAAAUGAAAGAGCUAAUUUUCAAUAAAUGAAAAUUAUCUUAUAUUAAAAGUUUUUAAGGAAGUAGGUCACUGGAUUGGAAACUGACAGAACUGUAAAAGUUAACGUUUGUGACUUGAGUAAAACUUGGAAGUUUAGCACUUUGUGUAUAAAACUACACGUUUCCUACAAAGAAAGACGAUUUGACUACUAUAUAAAAAACCAGCUGAAACCAGAGAAAUGAAGACAAUUUUCAGGACUUACUCAAAUCUGAAUAGGUGAUUCAAAUUGAAUAGGUAAAAACAAGUUUCGUAUUUCAAAGAAGGAUUCGCACAUACAUCAAUGAUGAAGACAGAAAAUAUUAUAAUAUUGGUGGUCACGGUGGAAGUAUUAGUAGAAUCAGCAGCAUGGUCUUUCAGUAACAUAAUGAUGUCCGGCUCUAAUGCGAAUCAUAUAUUCUCAGAGAGUAUUGCUAUAGGCGCUCAAAGAGGAAUGGAAGAAUGCCAGCAUCAGUUCCAGUGGGAGCGAUGGGAUUGCCCAAAAUCUAGUUUUAACUUAUUUUCCAAAUCUACAGCUCAUCCAGCUACUCGAGAAAUGGCAUUCCUCCAUGCUAUCGUUAGUGCGGCUAUCGUCAUCACUCUCACACGGAACUGCAGCUUGGGACAUUUUGAUAUAUGCGGCUGUGACGAUAGUAAAAUAGGUGCUGUUGGUCAUGAAGGAUGGACAUGGGGUGGCUGCAGUGACAAUGUGAUGAUUGGAAACAAGUGGGCUAAGCAUUUUCUCGACGCUAAAGAACUAGGAAGAGAUGCUACAGCUUUAAUAAAUUUACACAACAAUAAAGUAGGACGAACAAUUGUUAGGAAGACUAUGCGUAGGACGUGCAAGUGUCAUGGUGUGUCUGGAAGCUGUUCUACACAAACAUGUUGGAUGAGAAUGGAAGAGCUGCGUCAUGUCGGCAACUAUCUUAAAGAAGCUUACAAGAAAGCCAAGCGUGUCGAAUACAAUGAUCAUGGUUCCUUGCUGCCCACCAAACAGCGCAGAAUGCGCAAUAGGAACUCUAUAACCUCCACGCCCACGUUAAAGGCUCCUCGCCACCGCCUAAUCUAUAUGGAAUCUUCUCCAGAUUAUUGUGAGGCCAAUCUGACAGCUGGUAUUAAAGGCACCAGAGGCCGACAAUGUUCUCGAAGGAAAGGAAAUGAUGUUUCUCUUUCUGAACAGCAAAGCUGCAGGACUUUAUGUCGUGAAUGCGGAUACAGAGUCCGCAAGAAAACUAAAAAAAUGACAGUUAAUUGUAGAUGUAAGUUCAAUUGGUGCUGCAAUGUUCAGUGUCGAAUUUGCAAAACUAAAAUAAAUCGACACAUUUGCUACUAAACUUACAUUUCAUCGUAUAGUGCUCCUGUAGACCAGGAUCACCAGAGAAAGACAGUACCGAUUCACAAAUUUAUCGGUGCAAAAAGGAUUUAAUAAAUUUUUAGUUUAUUUAAUUUUUAAUUAUGAGAACAUUUGAUAAAUCGCCAAAAUAUGUGAUAAUUUCAUCAAAGAUUCUCUAUUUAUGAUCAAAUAAAUGGAUAGUUAUUGAAUUGAAAAAGACUGAAUUUUAAAAACAAAAUAGAAACGAAAUCUCUUUCUACUUAUACAGAUUGGCUAUUCCUUACCUGUAUAUAAUUCGUAUUGUUCACUGCUAUAUUUAAAGACAUUUUAUAACAAUCUUAAGAUAUUCAUAUUGCCUCGUGUGUCAUGUUAAAGUGCUAAUAUUAGGCAAGAACUGCACUUGGUUUAUAAAAGGUCUUACGGAGCAUUUGUUCAAAAGUAAGACACAACGGAUUGUCUUAGAAUUCAUAUAAGGAAGGUCUUUUUGAAAUCAUUUGAAGAUAAUCGGAAAGAUAUGAAGUAAUCUCCUGGAAAAUAUUUGGAACAUGCCUUACUAAUCGCAAGUCUUCGUUGCAGAUCGCAAGUUUCCUUUGAAGACUUUGUCACGAAAUCAAAUGUUGAACUCUUUGUCAUGAACUCUUUGAACGAAUACUCAAUUCUUUAUCACGAGAUUAAAUGUUGGAGACUUUCACUGCAUAUAGAGAAAGAAUCUACAAGUCUUGUACACUAACAGGAAUAAUUAUGUGUAUUUAUCAGAUAAGAUUUAUUACCAGCUUUCAGAGAUAUACAAUUUUAUGUGCAACAGACCUCUUUUAAAUACGAAAAUUACUUUUAAUUUCAAGUAAGCUGCCCAAACCGUGUAGAGGUUAGAGGAGCUUACUGCAGUACCGAAGCCCCGGCUUUGAAUCUCGGAGAAGGCAUGGCUUUGUUUGUCUAUCACUUCAUAGGAGGUGACGGUGGCCCAUCUAAUUAGGUGCUUCCAUAAUAAAAUGGCCACCACUUAGUACAGGCCAGUAAGUGCCUGCCAGUGGAGGAAAAAAAUAUUUCAAUUAAUUUAUUUAUUUCAGUUUAAAACAUUUAAAAAUUAUCCUCAAAAUUCUGAAGAUUUCCUGGAUGUAAGAGUUUUGUUUUCAUCUUAGCCUUCUGGAAUUAUCCAAGAACAUAGUAUAAGGAACCUUUUCAGUGAGAUUCUGAAUUAGUUUUUCAUUCAUUACUAUGUUUUUAUUUAUUUAUUUGUUUACAUUUUAAGGAUUUUGAAAAAGACAAAUACCUGCAAAUGUCAUAAUUAUGUUUUACAUUCUUUGUAAGAGGUGAUCGUGAUAUUUGAUGCAUUAAAUUGUGGCUUAUUUAUUUUAUAUAAUGAAGACUUUUUAUGAGAAACAUUUAAUUUAAAAUCUUAAAUAAAACAAUUGUUUAAAAAUCGGUUUACAUGCAGUGCAAUUAUGAAAACAGGACACUGAGUUUCUCGUUUUGUUCUAAAUUUUCAUUAUAUUAAAAGGUUUAAUUCAUCUUAAAAAUAAUAAAAAAUUAGAAUGGAAAAUAUUUUUAAUUUUUCCGAAAUGCUAAUUUGGACAUUUAAUUUUAAAAAAUCUG
Molecule: messenger RNA, 3302 nt
Organism: Stegodyphus dumicola
Lineage: Eukaryota; Metazoa; Arthropoda; Arachnida; Araneae; Eresidae
Product: protein Wnt-8c-like
Biological process (GO): canonical Wnt signaling pathway; cell fate commitment; multicellular organism development
Cellular component (GO): extracellular region
Molecular function (GO): cytokine activity; frizzled binding
Source: RefSeq, a predicted model, not a curated record